Messenger RNA from Vavraia culicis subsp. floridensis, 1079 nucleotides. RefSeq lists its product as uncharacterized. The coding region runs from base 134 to 574 and encodes 146 amino acids. The transcript has a single exon. The record is from RefSeq and is a predicted model, not a curated record. NCBI's taxonomy places the organism in Eukaryota, Fungi, Microsporidia, Pleistophoridae.
GUCAAUAUUUGAUACGGUGCUUGGAUAUAAACGUGCCAAUUUAUCGAUUGAAUACCUCAUUUAUCACACAUUUAUGAAUUUCGGUUUAAUCAAUUUUGGCAAUUUAUAAAAGGUUGAAUCGCUCUUGGGCACAAUGAAAACAGAGCAUCUUAUCAGCGUAAAGGAACGGAUGGUGUACAUUACGUUGUUCUGCAUACAGUCCCUCGUCGAAAUAGUGUUCUUUGGCCUGUCACUGUACUUUGAGUCAAAUAUGAAACGCAAUUCACUAUACACGGUCAAGGGAUCAACGCUUCUUCUUGGUAAUUUGUUCCUGAUCGAGGCCAUCAUGUUGAAAAAUCCUAAUCACAUAUAUUUGUACGCGAUAAUAUACGCUUAUACACUCUCCUCGGCCUUUCUUGGCGAAGCAAAAGAACCCGGUCUCUCUCUGGCUUUCCGAACAGCAGUCGUGGGAACAUUGUUAUUGAGAGGAUUGAUGGUGUGCAUACUGUUCCGAAAAAUAAGGCAGGUAUUUGUUUGGUAUUCUUUCAAAAAACUUGGCCCAAGCACAGAAUUGAUUGGUAAGUUCAUUUUCUAAUUUAAGAAGCUAAUAAGGUAAGUCACAUAUUUAAUUUUGACCAGGCAACAAGUCAUAGUUAUCUUCAAACUGUACAUACUGUUCGGGAUCAUAAAAUCAUUUCUUCCGCUAUUGGUGAUGAAGUAUGGUAGGGUCCUUUUUACGUUGCAUAUCUUUUGCAAAGUAUCAAUCUACAUCAUAUACCAGACAUACAAACAUGAAGAGAACCGUGUAAUGUAUAGAAUAUUGUACAUGUUGAUCGCUGCUGAAGUUAUAAUCACAGUAAUAGACACACUUGUCUACAUUUACCAUGGUGAUGAGCUGAAACCGUAGGUGCAUUUUCUAAUUUGUUUAAUAUUUCUGACAAAUGGAUUUAAAAUACUGACAACUUUGCUAUUUUUAUUCAUUCUUAUCGAUGAUGAGCAGAAUUUCGGGGCCGGUCUGAAGGAGUACGUGCUAUAGAUGGAAUAUGAGCGGUUGGAGAAAGAGGAGUAAGAAGUGCUUCCAUUAAAGCUUUUGUGUAACA